AUGGAAGCUUAUACUGCUGUAAUUUCUCUUCUUAGAACUCUUGAUCAACCAUAUAUUUCAAAACUCUUUCAUGGUCGCACUGCUAAUGCGCUUGAUUCUCUUCGUGCUACAGCUGAAUAUUUCCAUGAUGUUCUUGAAAAAGCUAGCAAUAAGAGUGGUGUUGACAUUGAAAAAAUCAAAUCUUUGGAGGAAGAAAUUAGAAUUGUUGUUAGUGAGGCAGAGGAUGUUGUUGAAAUGAAAAUUUCAAAAAUCAUCAAAGGCGACAGAUGGACAUUUCGAAUUUUACCACACCAUGAUAUGCUACCAGUUGUUGAAAAAAUGGAUACCACAAAGAAACAAGUGAUGGAGAUUCUUUCUCAUGAUGCUGAUCAAAUUCUUGAAUUAACUGGCGCUUCAUCUAUGAGUGAUCCAAUGUUGUCAGGUCACUUGAAAGAUGAUAUCGUGCAGGGACUUGAUGGUGACUUGGAGAUAAUAGAUAAAAGAUUGAGAGGACCAACGUCGUAUCUAGACAUUGUCACCAUAUCAGGUAUGGGUGGCAUUGGCAAAACAACACUCGCUAAAAAAACUUAUGAUCAUCUUCAAAUCAGGCAUCACUUUGACAUUUUUGUUUGGGUUACAAUAUCUCAAGAAUUUCGAUAUAGAAAUGUAUUGUUAGAAGCUUUACAUUGCAUUUCAAAGCAAAGAGUUAAUGUGAACACAAAAGAUUAUGAUAAGAUGAAUGACAGUGAGUUAGCUGAUCUGGUGCAAAAGAGUCUAAAGGGUCCUAGAUACCUUGUUGUUGUUGAUGAUAUUUGGAGUAGGGAUGUUUGGGAUAGCAUAUCACAAAUAUUUCCUAAUCGCAACAAUGGGAGUCGAGUCUUAUUGACUACUAGGGAAACUGAUGUAGCAAUCUAUGCAAAUACUAGUAUCCAUCAUAAGAUGAACCUCUUGGAUUUAGAUAAUAGUUGGAAGUUACUCCGUGAUAAGGUGUUUGGACUAGAACACGAUCAUCCUCCCGAAUUGGAAGAAAUUGGAAAAAAAUAG
Solanum tuberosum (potato) is the source of this 1023-nucleotide messenger RNA. RefSeq names its product putative late blight resistance protein homolog R1A-4. NCBI's taxonomy places the organism in Eukaryota, Viridiplantae, Streptophyta, Magnoliopsida, Solanales, Solanaceae. The record is from RefSeq and is a predicted model, not a curated record. Bases 1 to 1023 code for a protein of 340 amino acids. The transcript has a single exon. Gene Ontology annotation, molecular function: ADP binding.